Molecule: messenger RNA, 3055 nt
Organism: Scomber scombrus (Atlantic mackerel)
Lineage: Eukaryota; Metazoa; Chordata; Actinopteri; Scombriformes; Scombridae
Product: stAR-related lipid transfer protein 9-like
Exons: 23
Coding region: 200-3055 (951 amino acids)
Biological process (GO): microtubule-based movement
Molecular function (GO): microtubule motor activity; microtubule binding; ATP binding
Source: RefSeq, a predicted model, not a curated record
GUCGGACCCUCCACCAGCCGGCAGAGAUGGCUUGAGAGGCGGAUAGCAGGACGGUUUCUCUCCGCUUCAAGUUUCUCUCUCGGUUAAUAAUAGGAGUAAUGCGCUAUAUGCUCACUUAAAAUGGGUAACGUGUUUAUAUGGCCAGCUCCGAGUUACUCAGCUGCUGUUUUUUGUGCGUAAAAUCUUCCGAGAGGUGAUCAUGGCAAAUGUUAAAGUUGCUGUCCGAGUCCGUCCUCUCAACGAAAGGGAGAGUGCGGACAGAGGGAGGAUAGCGGUUCAGGUGGAGGAUAAGUUUAUGAGGAUCCAAAAUGUCAAGCUCGAUGGACGUACGGACAGCAUUGUGGAUUCCAGGGAGAAGCUCCUGGAGUUUCGUUUUGACUACUGCUACUGGUCGGUGGACCCUGUAGACCCUCACUAUGCUUCGCAGGAGGAGGUGUUCCAGGACUUGGGUGUGUCGGUGCUGGCUGGAGCGUCUGAGGGCUACAACGUGUGCCUGUUUGCUUACGGCCAAACGGGAUCUGGAAAGACAUACACGAUGAUGGGGACACCGGAUUCCAUCGGCUUGACCCCCCGGAUCUGUCAGGGUCUCUUUAGGUCUGAAGACACUUUUCCUGAUGGUCAGAACUCGAGCAGAGUAGAGAUCAGCUUUCUGGAGAUCUAUAACGAGCGUGUCAGAGACCUGCUGAAAGGAGGAGAGCAGAAGAAGAGAGCUUCCCUGAGAGUCAGAGAGCACCCUGAGAAGGGGCCCUAUGUACAAGAUCUUUCACAGCAUGUGGUCUCAGAUGGCAAGCAGGCCAUGGACCUUUUGGAGGAAGGCAUUGCAAACCGCAUCACUGCAGCAACUCAUAAUCACGAUGCCAGCAGCAGAUCCCAUGCCAUCUUUACUAUCCAGUACACACAGGCAAUACUAGAAAAUAACCGUCCUUCAGAAACUGUUAGCAAGAUUAACCUUGUGGACUUGGCAGGGAGUGAGAGAGCAGACUACAACUACUGCAGGGAUAGACUAACAGAGGGCUCCAACAUCAACAAGUCGCUGGUCACUUUGGGCAUCGUCAUUUCUGCUCUUGCCCAGAACUCCCAGAUGUCCAGCAGCUGCCAGAGUAUCAACAGCAUGGCUUCUGAGGGCGACAGCAGCACGGUUGGUAGUCACAGCAGCUCCCUGUCUGGAGGAGGAGGAGGAGGAGGUGGUGGUGGCAGGAAGCACUGCUUCAUCCCCUACAGAGACUCAGUGCUGACCUGGCUGCUGAAAGACAGUUUAGGUGGCAACUCCAAGACCAUUAUGAUUGCAACGGUCUCGCCCUCCGUUAACAGCUACAACGAGACCCUGAGCACCCUUCGCUAUGCUGCCCAUGCCAGAAAUAUUGUCAACAAGCCUCGGGUUAAUGAGGACGCUAGCGUUCGGCUGAUCAGAGAGCUGAGAGAGGAGAUCGACAGGCUGAAGAGCAUGCUGCUCAGCUUUGAAAUGCAGCGUAAUCCCAGUCCAUCCCUCAGUGAUGAGAGGGACGGGACUCUUUCUGACAUCGUGCUGCAGAACGAACUAAAGGUUGAGCAGCUCACAAAGGACUGGUCGGAGGGCUGGAGAGACAAGAAGGAGCUGCUGGAGCAGUACAGUGUGGACAUCAACAGAGACCGAGCUGGUUUCCUCAUCAACUCCCUCCAACCACACCUGGUGGCCCUUGAAGGAGAUGUUCUCAGCACCGGGGUCGUCUUCUAUCACCUCAGGGAAGGAGUUACCCACAUCGGACCUCAAGAUCAGUUUGAAGAACCACAAAUAGUUCUGCAGGGCAGUGCCAGCUGUGAGAUUGAAAACCAUGGAGGUGUCGUAACGCUCAGACCGCUGCCAGGCUGUGUCUGCCUGCUCAACGAAAGGGAGGUUACUGAGCCCUGCAGACUGGCUCAAGGGACUGUGAUCACCUUAGGAGGAGUGCAUAAGUUUCGCUUCAACCACCCAGCAGAGGCAGCUGUCCUCCGUGAGCGCAGGCGGGCCAGUGAAGGUGGCAUGUCCUGCACGUACAUCGACCUUUGCCCCCUGACCCCUGACCACAGUGACGAGCAAGUCAAUCUCCAAGAGCAGCCGGGAGCCAGUCUCUCCCCCGGUGAGGAGCCUACUGCUAGACAGCGUGUGGAGGAGCAGCAGCGCUACGUGGACAGUUUGCGGCAGGAGAUUCACUCUGGGCAGAGACAGGCUGAGAGAGAACUGGAGAGGGAGCAGGCCCACCUCCGACAGCAGCAGAGUGAGAUCCAGCAGUGGAUUUUGCAGGAGAAACUGCGUCUGUCAGCUGGAGAUCAAAGAGUCACCCAGGAGCUUGGAGUUCAAACAGACCUGGUCCCUGCACCUCUUCUGGAGCGGCUGACAAAUCAGGCGUCUGAGGAUCAGGAAGGUCUAACAGUAAAUCGUCCGUCCCAAGUGGUAAGGGCCAGGAAGAAGGCGGUACAGGAGGAGUUGCUAAAGCAUCACGCCCUCUGCCGUGCUGAGAGCCGCAUCCGUCGGAAAAGACUUCAUUACCAGCUGGAGAGAAUCGCUCGCAAGCGGGAUCUUUUGGAAGCUAAGAGAGAAUUGCAGCGGCUGGAAAAGUCCUUGCCUCCAGGACCAGACAGCCCUGAGUCUCCUGAGCUAAGGUCUCCCGAGAAGCUCAGAGGACGACCGUUUUUUUCUCGUAGACAUUCAUUCUCAGCAGAUCUUCUGUCCCGGCUCUACCCACAGCACACCCCUAUCUUCAGACACUUCCUGAAGAAAAACAGAUCCCCAGAACUGAUUUCCAAUUCGUCCGUAACGUCUGAUUCCAUUGGCAGCAGGAAGUGGGUUUCGGAUGAGUGCCUUCCUCGGGAAAGAACCCAGAGUUGUUCUGGCACUCUGUUCUCAGGACAAAGUAAAGCCUGUCGGAGUAGAGUCGGCUCCUCUGAAAACAUCAGACAAACCGCCAAGGAGGAGCCCCAAGCUCAGACCUGCAGGGAACGUCCAGAAAGAAAACCUCUGCUGCCGAACCGAGAACUAUCUUUUAAGAAUCGCCGGUCAGCAAAGAAAAUGUACAAGGAACCACAACAGACAAACUGA